UGUGAGUAAAUGGCUCCUCCUGCUAGAGAGACGGAGCUGAAAGAGCGGAGAACUGGGGGGGAACAUUAAGAAAAAAUAUAAAUAAAAACCGAUUAAAUAUAUAUAUACAUAUAUAUAUCAUCCGUAGCCGCCUCGCCAAGAGCGUUGUACAGUAGGACAUUAAUGGAUUUCUCGUUUUGAUCUGAAUGUUACAACUCGGUCUGUAUUAGAGGGAAGGGUUCGGUAUUUUCUUUUAGGUAAUAAACUCCCCAAAUGAACUCCGUCAGAGCAACCAACAGAAGACCCAGGCGAGUGUCGAGGCCGCGCCCGGUGCAGCCAGAGAGGAACAACCAAGAGAGAGAUGAGGAUGUUCCUGCAGAUAUGGUUGCAGAAGAAUCAGGCCCAGGAGCUCAGAACAGUCCAUACCAACUCCGCAGAAAGUCUCUGUUACCCAAGAGAACCGCGUGUCCAACCAAGACCAGCAUGGAGGGAGCCUCCACGUCCGCAACAGAAAACUUCGGCCAUCGUGCCAAACGUGCCAGAGUAUCAGGGAAAUCCCAAGACCUGCCAGCUGCCCCAGCUGAACAAUACCUCCAGGAGAAGCUUCCAGACGAGGUGGUGCUGAAGAUCUUCUCCUACUUGCUAGAGCAGGAUCUCUGCCGUGCUGCCUGUGUGUGCAAGCGCUUCAGCGAGCUCGCCAAUGACCCUAUCCUCUGGAAGAGGCUUUACAUGGAAGUAUUUGAGUACACACAUCCCAUGAUGCACCCUGAGCCUGGGAAGUUCUACCAGAUCAAUCCCGAGGAGUAUGAGCAACCAAAUCCAUGGAAGGAGAGUUUCCAGCAGCUAUACAAGGGAGCACAUGUGAAGCCUGGGUUUGCAGAGCAUUUCUACAGUAAUCCUGCCAGAUACAAAGGAAGGGAGAACAUGCUGUACUAUGAUACCAUUGAAGACGCCCUGAGUGGAGUCCAAGAGGCCCACUUCGAUGGUCUAAUUUUUGUCCACACCGCACACAUCUACACUGACGAGUGGAUCUACAUUGAAUCGCCAAUUACGAUGAUUGGUGCAGCGCCGGGGAAGGUGGCAGACAAAGUGAUCAUCGAGAACACGAGGGACUCCACAUUUGUGUUCAUGGAAGGAUCAGAGGAUGCUUAUGUGGGAUACAUGACCAUCAGGUUCAACCCGGAUGACAAGUCUGCCCAGCACCACAAUGCCCACCACUGCCUGGAGAUCACAGUGAACUGCAGCCCUAUCAUUGACCACUGCAUCAUCCGCAGCACCUGCACAGUGGGUUCAGCGGUCUGUGUUAGCGGUCAAGGGGCGUGCCCAACUAUCAAGCAUUGCAACAUCAGCGACUGUGAAAACGUGGGCCUGUACAUUACGGACCAUGCGCAGGGCAUAUAUGAAGACAAUGAGAUCUCCAACAAUGCACUAGCUGGCAUCUGGGUGAAAAACCAUGGCAACCCCAUCAUCAGACGGAAUCACAUCCACCACGGCAGAGAUGUGGGGGUUUUCACCUUUGACCAUGGCAUGGGCUAUUUUGAAAGCUGCAACAUCCACAGGAACCGCAUAGCAGGUUUCGAGGUUAAGGCGUAUGCCAACCCGACGGUGGUGCGCUGCGAGAUCCACCAUGGCCAGACGGGGGGCAUUUACGUGCACGAGAAGGGCCGUGGCCAGUUCAUCGAAAACAAGAUCUAUGCAAACAAUUUUGCUGGCGUGUGGAUCACGUCCAACAGCGACCCCACCAUUAGAGGAAAUGCCAUCUUCAACGGCAACCAAGGCGGUGUGUACAUAUUUGGUGAUGGAAGGGGUCUCAUUGAAAGCAAUGAUAUAUACGGCAAUGCCCUGGCGGGCAUCCAGAUCCGGACCAACAGCUGCCCCAUCGUCCGCCACAACAAGAUCCAUGAUGGACAGCAUGGGGGAAUCUAUGUGCAUGAAAAGGGCCAGGGGGUGAUUGAGGAAAAUGAGGUGUACAGCAACACCCUGGCGGGGGUGUGGGUAACGACAGGAAGCACGCCCGUCCUGAGGAGGAACCGGAUCCACAGCGGCAAACAGGUUGGGGUGUAUUUCUAUGACAACGGUCAUGGAGUUCUAGAGGAUAAUGACAUCUACAAUCACAUGUACUCUGGAGUCCAGAUAAGGACUGGUAGCAACCCCAAGAUCAGAAGGAACAAGAUCUGGGGGGGGCAGAAUGGAGGCAUCUUGGUAUACAACUCUGGAUUGGGCUUCAUUGAGGACAAUGAGAUCUUUGACAAUGCCAUGGCAGGAGUGUGGAUAAAGACCGACAGCAACCCCACACUACGCAGGAACAAAAUUCACGAUGGCAGAGAUGGUGGGAUCUGUAUAUUCAAUGGAGGACGAGGGCUGUUGGAAGAGAACGACAUUUUCAGGAAUGCCCAGGCGGGCGUUCUCAUUAGUACCAACAGCCACCCAGUACUGCGCAAGAACCGAAUAUUUGAUGGCUUUGCCGCAGGAAUCGAGAUCACGAAUCAUGCCACAGCGACCCUAGAAGGCAAUCAGAUCUUCAACAACCGCUUUGGAGGGCUGUUUCUGGCAUCUGGCGUCAAUGUUACGAUGAAAGAUAACAAAAUACUUAACAAUCAAGAUGCCAUUGAAAAGGCUGUAAGCAGAGGUCAAUGCCUGUACAAGAUUUCCAGUUAUACCAGCUACCCAAUGCACGAUUUCUACAGGUGUCACACCUGUAACACCACAGACCGAAAUGCCAUCUGUGUGAACUGCAUCAAGAAGUGCCACCAGGGGCAUGAUGUAGAGUUCAUACGGCAUGACAGGUUUUUCUGUGACUGCGGCGCUGGGACGUUGUCAAACCCUUGCACGCUGGCGGGAGAGCCGACUCAUGAUACGGACACUCUGUACGACUCUGCCCCUCCUAUAGAGUCCAACACGCUUCAGCAUAACUGAGCUGCUGCCUCCCCGAACCCAGAGACUCCACGAGUAAGAAAUGUGGAGGAAAACUAGAAAUAAACGUUUAGACUAAAAAAAAAUAAAUAAAUAAAAGGAGAGAAAAAAACUUGGACAAUUCAAGUUGCUCCCAAGCUGAAUGGAGACCCCUUUAUCUAUUUAAGAAAAAACACUGCUCAGCUGUCGGUGGACACGGUGCUUUCUUUUCUGUUCCUGCAACAUUCGGACAAAGGGUUAACAGGCAAACGGCAGAGAGUAGUACUAACACGUUGACUCAGGAUUUGGAAAAACGCAGGAAGGUGGCUUUUUCUUUUUGGAGAGGGGAACUGCCUCUGAGACCCCCCCCCCCCCUCCUCCCCCCUAAAUCCAGCAGGGGUGACGAGAUGGGAAAAGUGAAACUGCAGCUUUGUACAGAAACAAGCGGAGCCAUAGUCCCCCACCAGGGGUGUUCCUGAACAGGAAGCAGAUGCAGCCAGACUGCUACCCUGGCAACCGCUGGGCUGGUAUAUGUAUGCUAAAAUGUGACCUAGCACUUCUGCUUUUUAAAAAAGAAAAACGAAAAUGGGAAAAAAAUGAUUUUAAUGCUUUCUCAUGUAGUUUUGUAUUUCUAAGCAAAUCUUACUGUACUUGAAUGUCUCUUAUAAAGUUUUUUUUUUUGUUUGUUUUGAGUAGCACACCCUUAGACUUGCUGUAAUUGUACUCGUGUCCCAGUAUCUAAGUUCUUUCUGUGAAAGAGAAUAACACAGUUUGGAUGAUAACAGGAAAAAAAAAAGGCAAAAAAAAAAACAAAAA
Brienomyrus brachyistius is the source of this 3687-nucleotide messenger RNA. Its product is annotated as F-box only protein 11. Lineage: Eukaryota; Metazoa; Chordata; Actinopteri; Osteoglossiformes; Mormyridae. Bases 253 to 2895 code for a protein of 880 amino acids. Gene Ontology annotation, biological process: ubiquitin-dependent protein catabolic process; regulation of apoptotic process; protein ubiquitination. Gene Ontology annotation, molecular function: zinc ion binding; protein binding. The transcript is spliced from 22 exons. The record is from RefSeq and is a predicted model, not a curated record.